AUGAUAGUGUUGCUUUCUCUCUCUCUCUAUCCUUCUCUCUCUCUCCCCUUCUCUGGCUUCUCCUUUCUGUCGUUACUUCUAUCUUUCUUUCUCUUUCUCACUCUCUCUCCAAAUUUCUUUGCAACCUGCUUUAUAUCGUUCCCUCACUCUUUCUCUCUUUUUAAAUUUCUUUGCAGCCUCCUUUCUGUCGUUUCCCCCCUCUCUCACUCACUCUAUCUAUCUAUCUAUCUAUCUAUCUAUCUAUCUAUCUAUCUAUCUAUCUCUCUCUCUCUAAAUUUCUUUGCAGCCUCCUUUCUGUCCCUCCCUUUCUGUCGUUUCCUCCUCCCUCUCUCUCUCUCUCUCUCUAAAUUUCUUUGCAGCCUCCUUUCUGUCGUUUCCUCUCUCUCUCCCUCUAUCUCUCUCUCUCUAAAUUUCUUUGCAGUCUCCUUUCUUCCCCCCUCUCUCUCUCUCUCUCUCUCUCUCUCUAAAUUUAUUUUUGCAGCCUCCUUUCUCUCCCUCCUUUGUUGUAUCUCUCUCUCUCUCUCUCUCUCUCUCUCUCUCUCUUUUCUCUCUCUCUCUCUCUUCUUCUUCUAUCUUUUUUUCCCUCCUAUCUUAUUUUUUCCCGCUCCUUCCCAUUUAAGGGUGGCAAGUUACGAUCAGUGA
Acanthosepion pharaonis is the source of this 642-nucleotide messenger RNA. The record is from the annotation of a GenBank genome assembly. NCBI's taxonomy places the organism in Eukaryota, Metazoa, Mollusca, Cephalopoda, Sepiida, Sepiidae.